UGGAUAGAGGCAGCGUCGAGUUCGGCUCAGGUUCUCGUUGCCGCAACCACCACAAUAACAGUCAAGAUCUCAAGGCAGCUCACGAAAGGUAAUCAUCCAGUUCCGCGAAGGAUCUGUCAUGUCUCUCCACUUCUCGUACUGCUCUCGCUGCUCCCUCUCUCUCCUCAACCGCGCGCCAAUGCUGCCCAUCACCUGGCCCUGGAACGUCCUCCCCAGCUUCUUCUCAUUUCCCUCUGUGGCAGGCUUCGGCCUCGGCCUCUCGGGUUCAAUGUCCGUUGCGUAGUGUCGCAGCGCCGCAGCUCUUGGCCGAGCGACCGCGCCCUUGAAGCUCUGCAGAGCCACUCCCCGGCGCAAGGGAUGCGCUGCCGAGCCGCACUUGAGCAUUUGGUCGUGCUAGUCGGAGGCUGUCGAUUGUGUGAAGAUUGA
This is a messenger RNA of Trichoderma gamsii, 426 nucleotides long. RefSeq lists its product as hypothetical. NCBI's taxonomy places the organism in Eukaryota, Fungi, Ascomycota, Sordariomycetes, Hypocreales, Hypocreaceae. The transcript has 2 exons. The record is from RefSeq and is a predicted model, not a curated record. The annotation marks the transcript as partial.